AUGAGCAGUCACGAUAUUCCUAGCUACAAGUUGAAUGACGGUAAUGAGAUCCCAGUGCUUGCAUUUGGAUUGGGGACGGCUCUGUUCAAGAAAGACUCUAAAACUGGGCUUGACCAGCAUGUAGUUAACAUCACAACCAAGGCUAUCAAGGCCGGAUAUCGUCAUCUUGAUGGCGCCGAGGUCUACGGAAACGAGGAAGAGCUUGGGCAUGCCAUCAAGGCAGGCGGUGUUCCCCGCGAACAGCUUUAUGUCACCACAAAGAUCCCUGCCGAGAAGAAGGGUUCCGCCAUCGAAGCCUUUGAAGUUUCCCUCAAGAAGCUUGGCCUCGAGUACGUGGACCUCUACCUGAUCCACGGACCCUGGUUCGCAGAGACCGACGAGGACCUUCAGCAGCGAUGGGCUGAACUGGAGCAGAUCAAGGAGUCUGGAAGGGCCAAGUCCAUCGGCGUGUCCAACUUCUUGCAGGUGCACCUCGAGCCCAUCCUAAAGACAGCCAAGAUCAAGCCUGCCAUUAAUCAGAUCGAGUACCACCCUUACCUUCAGCAUGGUGAUCUCCUCGAUUUCCACAAGAAGCACAACAUUACCGUGUCUGCUUACGGCCCCCUUACCCCUAUUGUCACAGCCAAGGGUGGACCUGUCGACCCCCUCUACACAAAGUUGGCCGAGAAAUACGGCGUGACAGAGUCUGAGGUCGGUCUCCGAUGGGUUAUCGAUCAGGACCUCAUUGCUCUCACUACAAGCAACAAGGUCGAGAGACUUGAUGGCUACCUGUCCAGGCUUCCCAGGUUUAAGCUGACGCAGGAUGAGAUUGCUGAGAUCUCCAAGCUCGGUGCAGAGAAACACUUCCGAGGAUUCUGGCGGAAGAAGUUCGAUGAAAACGAUAGAUCGUGA
Messenger RNA from Fusarium poae, 891 nucleotides. RefSeq lists its product as uncharacterized. Gene Ontology annotation, molecular function: oxidoreductase activity, acting on NAD(P)H as acceptor. The record is from RefSeq and is a predicted model, not a curated record. Bases 1 to 891 code for a protein of 296 amino acids. The transcript is spliced from 3 exons. Lineage: Eukaryota; Fungi; Ascomycota; Sordariomycetes; Hypocreales; Nectriaceae.